Molecule: messenger RNA, 4463 nt
Organism: Hydra vulgaris (swiftwater hydra)
Lineage: Eukaryota; Metazoa; Cnidaria; Hydrozoa; Anthoathecata; Hydridae
Biological process (GO): signal transduction
Cellular component (GO): kinesin complex
Molecular function (GO): ADP binding; protein binding
Source: RefSeq, a predicted model, not a curated record
AUAAAAAUUUUGUGCGUUUCUUCAAAGAAUUAUGAAUUAAAAAAUAUGAAUUAUAAAUCAAAAUAAAACGUAUGAAUUAAAAAAAUCCCGAGUUUUGAAGAAUAUUUUGUUGUUCAAUAUUAAAUGGACUAUCAAGGAGUUAAUAAUGAGUUUGAUAACUUAAAAGUUGAAAAACUUCCACAGCAAGUCUUGAACACGAUUGCAAAUGAACUGCCAAAUGAUUGGAAGAAAUUUGCUCGCAGAUUGAACAUUAGUAAUGAAGAAAUUGAUCGAGUCUUGAGUGAGUACAAGACAGCCUUUGAACAGACUUAUCAAAUUCUUUACAGUUUUUGCAGAAAGAACCCAUCUAAAAAAUGGAGAGACAUUAAAGAUGGAUUGGGUUUUUGUAAACGAACUGAUGUGAUUAAUAAAUGCGAACGAAAAUUAUCUUUUCAUUCAAUACAUGGUGUCUUACCCUCUUUUAAAAACUUCUUUUCACGAAAUAAAGAACUUAGUGAAAUACAUCGCAGUUUGGUCGAGCUACAAGAUACGAAAAAGCCUUUAGUAUUAUCCGGAAUGUCAGGUAGUGGAAAAACACAACUUGCCAGAAAAUAUUGUGAAGUAUAUGAAAAGUUUUUUGAAAACAUUAUUUGGAUAGACGCAGCAUUUGGAAAAAUACGAAUUUCAAUGGAAGCCCUUUAUCAAAAAUUAGGACUUGGUGUUAACGAUUCACAAAAAUCUCCAACAAAUAAUUAUUUCAAUAUUAAUUUGAUUAUUGAAAAUAUACAUAACUACUUUAGAUACGAAAAAACUUUGUACAUUUUUGACAAUGUUGACAGUGAAAGUGUUAGAAAUUUUGAAAUGUACAUUUCAAGGAAAUCAAAUUCUUUUACUUUGAUCACCACUCAAUGGAGAACGUGGUCAGAUAACAUAAACCUGAUGUCAAUAGAUGUUUUUUCUCCUGAAGAAGCUUUAGUUUAUAUAAAAAACAACAUUAAAACAAAUUCAGACGAAAAGUUAAAAGAAUUAAUAAAAGAGCUUGGUUUCCAUCCUUUUGCCAUCACUCAGGCGAUAAAAUAUAUAAACGCACUCUCAGUUGCAAUUGAAACAUAUUUAGAUCGAUAUAGAAUGCAUCCCAUACAAAUACUAGACGAUGAUAAAUUUCCAACCGAAUCAGAAUCGAUGUCUGCUGUAAAAGCAAUUAAUUUAGUUUUAAUAAAGUUAGAAAAUAAUGACAGUGUUCCAUUAAAAUUACUGAACUGUUUAUCACAUUGCGAUGGUCAAAACAUCAGCAAGCAUUUUAUUGUCCAAAUUUCAAAAUACAUGGCAAUAAAAGAUGAAUACUUGAUUGAUGACGCUAUUAGAUUACUGGUUAGUUAUUCAUUGCUAGAUUGUUUUAGUCAUGGAAAAUAUUCAAUGCACGAUCUGACACAGCUGUCAUGUAAAUAUUUUCAAAUUAAAAACUUCAGUUUAAAAACAUUCCAUGAUCUUAUCGAAAAUUAUUUUACUUUUGAGUUAAAAGACAUGAACGAUCACGUUGAUUACGGAAAUCAUUUUGUAUUUCAUUUUUUCUUUAUGUUUCGGAAAAAAAGAAAAGAAAUGACGGAAUCCUUUUAUUGUGCAUCAAAUAUUAUUUAUAAUUUCUUAACAUGUAAAGGUUUAUUUCAAGAAGCUAUUGAAAUACUGAAAGCUAUUCUAAGUUUUAAUGCAGAAACUUAUGGAGAAAAUAAUGAACUAACUCUUGAUACAAAAUUUAACAUCGGUAAAUGUUUGCACGACAUGGGAAAAUAUAGAGAAGCUUUGAGGGUAUAUUACUCUGUUGAUAAAACAAAAACUGAACUUUUCGGUAUCAACAAUCCAUCAGCUGUGGAUACAAAACAUAAUAUCGCAGUCUGUUUGACAAAAAUGGGAAAAUAUAACGAAGCUUUAGAAAUAUAUUAUUCUGUUGAAAAAAAAAAAACCGAAUUUUUAGGUAUUAACCAUCCGUCAAUUAUGGACACAAAACAUAAUAUCGCACUCUGUUUGAUGAAAAUGGGAAAGUAUAACGAAGCUUUAGAAAUUUAUUAUUCUGUUGAUAAAAUAAAAACUGAAAUUUUAGACAUUAACCAUCCGUCAAUAAUGGAAACAAAAAGUAACAUAGCAAUCUGUUUGAGCAAUAUGGGAAAAUAUAACGAAGCUUUAGAAAUUUAUUACUCUGUUGAUAAAUUACAAACUGAAAUUUUAGGGAUCCACCAUCCGUCAACAAUGUCAACAAAAAAUAAUGUCGCAAUCUGUUUGAGCAAUAUGGGAAAGUAUAACAAAGCGUUAGAAAUUUAUUAUUUUGUUGAUAAAUUACAAACUAAAAUUUUAGGUAUUAACCAUCCGUCAACAAUCUCAACAAAAAAAAAUAUCGCAAUCUAUUUUAGCAAUACAAGAGAGUAUAAUACAGCUUUAGAAAUUUAUUAUUCUGUUAAUAAAUUACAAACUGAAAUUUUAGGUAUCAACCAUCCGUCAACAAUGUCAACAAAAAAUAAUAUCGCAAACUGUUUGAACAAUAUGGGAAAGUAUAACGAAGCUUUAGAAAUUUAUUAUACUGUUGAUAAAUUACAAACUGAAAUUUUAGGUAUCAACCAUCCGUCAACAAUGUCAACAAAAAGUAAUAUUGCAAUCUGUUUGAGCAAUAUGGAAAAGUAUAACGAAGCUUUAGAAAUUUAUUAUUCUGUUAAUAUAACAAAAACUGAUGUUUUAGGUAUCAACCAUCCGUCAACAAUGUCAACAAAAAAUAAUAUUGCAAACUGUCUGAAUAAAAUAGGAAAGUAUAAGGAAGCUUUAGAAAUAUAUUAUUCUGUUGAUAAAUUACAAACUGAAAUUUUAGGUAUCAACCAUCCUUCAACAAUGUCAACAAAAAAUAAUAUCGCAAACUGUUUGAGUAAUAUGGGAAAGUAUAACGAAGCUUUAGAAGUUUAUUAUUCUGUCGAUAAAAUAAAAACUGAAAGUUUAGGUAUCAACCAUCCGUCAAUAAUGGAAACAAAAAGUAACAUAGCAAUCGGUUUGAGCAAUAUGGGAAAAUAUAACGAAGCUUUAGAAAUUUAUUACUCUGUUGAUAAAUUACAAACUGAAAUUUUAGGGAUCAACCAUCCGUCAACAAUGUCAACAAAAAAUAAUAUCGCAAUCUGUUUGAGCAAUAUGGGAAAGUAUAACAAAGCUUUAGAAAUUUAUUGUAUUGUUGAUAAAUUACAAACUAAAAUUUUAGGUAUCAACCAUCUUUCAACAAUGUCAACAAAAAAUAAUAUCGCAAACUGUUUGAGUAAUAUGGGAAAGUAUAACGAAGCUUUAGAAAUUUAUUAUUCUGUUAAUAAAACAAAAACUGAUGUUUUAGGUAUCAACCAUCCGUCAACAAUGGCAACAAAAAAUAAUAUCGCAAACCGUUUGAACAAUAUAGGAAAGUAUAACGAAGCUUUAGAAAUUUAUUGUACUGUUGAUAAAUUACAAACUAAAAUUUUAGGUAUCAACCAUCCUUCAACAAUGUCAACAAAAAAUAAUAUCGCAAACUGUUUGAGUAAUAUGGGAAAGUAUAACAAAGCUUUAGAAAUUUAUUAUUCUGUUAAUAAAACAAAAACUGAUGUUUUAGGUAUCAACCAUCCGUCAACAAUGGCAACAAAAAAUAAUAUUGCAAACUGUUUGAAUAACAAGGGAAAGUAUAACGAAGCUUUAGAAAUUUAUUAUUCUGUUGAUAAAUUACAAACUAAAAUAUUAGGUAUCAAUCAUCCGUCAACAAUGUCAACAAAAAAUAAUAUCGCAAACUGUUUGAGUAAUAUGGGAAAGUAUAACGAAGCUUUAGAAAUUUAUUAUACUGUUUAUAAAAUACAAACUGAAAUUUUAGGUAUUAAUCAUCCGUCAACUAUGAAAACAAAGUUUAAUAUGGCAAACUGUUUGAGCUCCAUGGGGAAACAUAACGAAGCUUUAGAAAUUCAUUAUUUUCUUGAUAAAUUACAUACUGAAGUUUUAGGCAUUAACCAUCCUUUAACAAUGCUUACAAAAACUAGUAUCGCACACUGUUUGAAGAGUAUGGGAAAAAUUAACGAAGCUGUAGAAAUUUUUUAUUCUGUAAAUAAAAUGCAAAUAGACAUUUUAGGUAUCAACCAUCCGUCAACAUUGCAAACAAAAAGUAAUAUUGCAGUUUGUUUGUAUUAUAUGGGAAAAUAUAACGAUGCAUUAGAAAUAUUUUAUUCUGUUGGUAAAUUACAAACUGAACUUUUAGGUAACAGUCAUCCAAACACAUUAGGCACACAAAAAAAUAUUUUAAUUUGCACUUGCAAUUUACACAGUACAAAAGAAUUUUGAAAACUUUUAAAAUUUUAUUUUUCCGUUAAAAAAAUAAAAACUGAAGUUUUAGGUAUCAAGCAUGUGCCAAAAAAUGGGUCUCAAUAUGUUUAAGUGCGAGUUGUUUUAUGUUUUAAUUUUGAUUUUAAUAUUUAUUUGUCAAUUAAAUAUUUUUAAACAAA